UCGGCGGGUGAUUUUGUCUUGACCUUAUAGAUAACUCCUAACUGGAGAGUCCAGGGUGUUGGAAGGAUCAGCACGACACUGAGCAUCAGCAAUGGCAAGCGCAAGUGUUGGUAAAGAACUGACGCUGUAUUCGUAUUGGAGGAGCUCUUGUUCCCACCGAGUCCGAAUCGCUCUCAACCUCAAAGGGCUUAAAUACGAAUACAAGCCCGUCAAUCUGCUCAAGGGAGAACAAUCUCGCCCUGAGUUUCUCCAGCUCAAUCCUGUUGGUUGUGUCCCCGUUCUAGUGGAUGACCACGUUGUUCUCUAUGACUCUUUCGCCAUUAUUAUGUAUUUGGAAGAUAAGUAUCCUCACAAUCCUUUGCUCCCUCAUGAUAUUUAUAAGAGAGCAAUCAAUUUCCAGGCUGCUAGUGUUGUUUCCUCAACAAUACAACCUCUUCAUAACUUGAGUUUACUGAACUACAUUGGGGAGAAAGUUGGCCCUGAUGAAAAACUUCCUUGGGCCCAAAGUAUAAUUAGAAGAGGCUUUAAAGCACUGGAAAAGCUAUUGAAAGACCACACAGGAAGAUAUGCAACUGGAGAUGAAGUUUUCCUGGCAGAUAUAUUUUUAGCACCUCAGUUACAUGCAGCAUUUAAGAGAUUCAACAUUCACAUGAACGAGUUCCCUAUUCUAGCAAGAUUGCAUGAGACAUAUAAUGAGAUCCCUGCAUUCCAGGAGGCUCUGCCAGAGAACCAGCCUGAUGCAGUACACUAGUUGAACCAAUAAUUUGGGACAGUUUUUAAUUUUCAACUCUAUUAUUGAUCCCACCCCAGAAAUAUGAGUUGAUAUUAAGUUGGAGAAAUUGCAGCAGGAGCUACUUAUUCAGCAUCCGGAUGAAUUCGUUGUUAAAGUAUUAAAAUAUGAUACUCAAUAUAGCAAUAAGGUUGCCACAUGCAAUAUUUAUUGCACACAUCAUGUACAAUUGAAAAAAAAAAAAAUUGGUUUCGGGUGUAUGUCUAUAAAGCCUCAUGUUUAUUUUCCAUUUCAUAUUCUUCCCAGAAUCCCGGUCAAUGUAGCUUGAUGGAUGAUUCUUAAUGGUGUUUAUGGUUGAAUUGGUGUUUCAAAAAGUUCAUUUGAGUUUAUGAUGAUGAUUUUUGUAACA
Messenger RNA from Glycine soja, 1139 nucleotides. RefSeq names its product glutathione S-transferase zeta class-like. Gene Ontology annotation, cellular component: cytoplasm. Gene Ontology annotation, molecular function: maleylacetoacetate isomerase activity; glutathione transferase activity. The coding region runs from base 92 to 751 and encodes 219 amino acids. The record is from RefSeq and is a predicted model, not a curated record. Lineage: Eukaryota; Viridiplantae; Streptophyta; Magnoliopsida; Fabales; Fabaceae. The transcript has 11 exons. Gene Ontology annotation, biological process: L-phenylalanine catabolic process; glutathione metabolic process.